AUGACCCCUUCUCUGCCUGGACCCCCUAGCAAUCGUGGAUGCACCCCUCUAAAUGAUGGCGAGAUGAGCCGAGCGCGAUGGCAAACCCGCCGAUGUCAGGAGGAGGAUGGCGAGGCAGCCGCUCCUGUGUCGCCAUGGCAGCUCAUGAACACUGGGAGGCCUCCUAAGGAAGCUUUCGAGAUCCCUCCACUGGGGGAGGAGACCCUGCUGUAUGAGAAGGGGACGGACAUCAGCGAGAGUCAGUUCUGGAGUGUGAUAGACAGCUGGAUCAAAUCCCCAGAGCACAUUCUCAAGUCCAUCUGGAAGGCUGAGGGAGUGAAUAUAGACGAUCUGCCCGAGGAAGAGCGAGAACGAGCUACUCAUUUCAAGCCCCGACUGGAAGAUUUGCCAUUUAAUGAGGAAUCGCACUCUGCAAGUAGUUGUGAUGGACCAGACGUUGUCCAACGCUACGAGGAUGCAAGGGGAGAAGGUUGCGAUGCUUGGCUGCCUAGCUUGCAGCCUAUUGUUAAAACACGUGUUUGGGCUCAACUGUUCCAAUCAGGAAUCCUGAGAGCAAAACUGGAGGUUGAGAAAGAAUGUAGCAAUGCAGAAAAGUUCUCGACAGCGGAGCAGAAUGCAGAAACCCUUGAUUCAAGUUCUGAACCAGUCAGGCACACGUUGCGGAGGUUGCACAGAAAGGACGUCAUUGCUGCUCCAUAUCUUGAUGAAUGGUGCACCAUAUUCAAAGAUGCGAGAAAGGUUUGGUUCACUCCAGUAUUGCCGGAUCCCUCAAACUGGAAGAGACCGAUCAUGUCCUACUUGCCUUACAACUAUCCAAAGUCUCUCAGGUACAGCUUUCAGUUCCUCCCUGCCGGUGCUCCUGGGGUUGAAGCUAAGUUGAGGAUGUUCGCCAACCUCUUCGAUAUUCGUAGUGUUAUCUUCAUGGAGAGCACUGCUGCAAGGUUGCUGGACAAGUUGCAGAAGUGGGGCUGUUGCAUCAAAAACGGAGUCACAAGUUAUGAGAAGCGAGUACAGCUGGAUGUUCUGGUGGAUCAGCAGGAAUUUCGCUUGGAGUACCAGAGAAUGAAGAACCUCUACAAGCACUGGGCAAAAGACUGGCCGGAGAGAACCGAUCCUCAGAAGUUUGUUUUCGAGGAAACUGGCAUAGCAGCUUACCUUGUAGCCCUAUGGAAGAGCAAGAAGUUUGAGUCAGCGACGAGUGACUAUGAAAAGAAGAUUUCCUUUGUGGAUCUUGGCUGCGGCAACGGAUUCUUGACUCACGUUCUGACCAUGGAGGGGUUUGAAGGAAAGGGCAUCGACAAGCAGCAGAGAAAGAUCUGGGACUUAUAUGGUGAAGAGACGAGGUCAAGGCUAGUUAUUGAAGACAUCGACCCCGAAACUUGCUGCUAUCCAGGGGUUGAUUGGGUGAUUGGAAAUCACUCGGACGAGCUGACGCCCUGGCUUCCAUCCAUCGCAAGGAGAUGCGGGCCGACCACGAGAUACUUUGUGAUCCCCUGCUGCUUCUGGGACUUCCAGGGCAAGUUCAACCGUCGGGUUCCGCAGGAGUCCAGGUACACGACCUACUUGAAGUUUGUGGAGAAGUGCGGCACCGAGGAAGGGUUCCAAGUCCUCUCCGAUACAUUGAGGAUCCCUUCCACCAAGAAUGUGGCUCAUGUUGGUUGCCGGCCGUUGGAUGACGGAGGAACUCGAAAGUCUGUCGAUUGA
Molecule: messenger RNA, 1704 nt
Organism: Guillardia theta CCMP2712
Lineage: Eukaryota; Cryptophyceae; Pyrenomonadales; Geminigeraceae
Exons: 14
Coding region: 1-1704 (567 amino acids)
Biological process (GO): tRNA methylation
Molecular function (GO): tRNA (uridine) methyltransferase activity
Source: RefSeq, a predicted model, not a curated record